Messenger RNA from Camelina sativa (false flax), 3560 nucleotides. Its product is annotated as KH domain-containing protein At4g18375. NCBI's taxonomy places the organism in Eukaryota, Viridiplantae, Streptophyta, Magnoliopsida, Brassicales, Brassicaceae. The record is from RefSeq and is a predicted model, not a curated record. Gene Ontology annotation, molecular function: RNA binding.
ACAAAUCACAAUCCUUCUCUCUCUCUCUCUCUCUCUCUCUCUCUCUCUCAAUUAGACAAAAAAAAAGGGUUCUUCUCUUCCGACCGGCCUCGCUGCUCAUUCAUUCAAGUUCUCUGAGAAUCUCCGUACACCUUGUUUCUUUGUGAUUUGCAAAAACAGUCAACAAUGGUGGAGCGUGGGAAGAGGAAUCAUAACCGUUUUAGAGAUAGUAACAAUGAGAACAACAGGAAUCAAAAGAGACGUCUUUCUUAUGAAUCCGAAGAGAAGAUGGAUAACAAAGACGAUCUCAUUGUUGUUUACAGAAUCUUGUGUCCUAGUGGAGUCAUUGGUAGUGUUAUAGGCAAAAGUGGCAAAGUUAUCAACUUGAUUAGGCAAGAAACUAGAGCUAGGAUCAAAGUUGUUGAUCCUUUUCCAGGUUGUAGCGAAAGAGUCAUUACCAUUUUUUGCUCUGUUACUGAGAAGAAAGACAUUGUCGACAUUGAGAAUAGCGAAUUGAAUUACACCGUUCCUUUGUGUUCUGCUCAAGAUGCUCUUCUUAAAGUCCAUGAUGCUAUUGUGGCUUCUUUAGCCACUGCUGCUGACAACACUAAGAUAGAUAGAGAUGAUAUCAGAGAAUGUCGCGUUUUGGUUCCCUCUAGUCAAUGUUCUAAUGUGAUUGGUAAAGCUGGUUCGAUUAUUAAGAAGAUUAGAAGUAGAACUAGAGCUAACGUUAAGAUUGUCUCUAAAAAUGUUUCUGAUCCUUCACACACUUGUGCAAUGGAUUUUGACAACAUUGUUUUGAUAUCUGGUGAGUCUGAAUCAGUGAAGAAGGCACUUUUUGCUGUUUCUGCAAUCAUGUACAAAGUCAGUCCUCGAGAACAGAUUCCUCUGGAUACAACUGUCCAAGAAGUUCCCGCUAGUAUUAUAAUUCCUUCAGAGCUAUCUGUCUAUCCACAAGCCGGUUUAUACCCAAAUCAGGAUCCUAUUUUCCAACAUGGGGCCAACGUUUCAUCAUUCAUGGGUUAUGGAGACAAUGCUGCAAAUCCAAUGCCGGUUUUUUCUGCUUCUGUGGUUCAUGGUGGUUUUGGCGGGUCUUCAAGAUCUGAGAAUUUGGUUAUAAAAGUUAUGUGCUCGUCUUCCAAAAUCGGCCGUGUUAUAGGGAAAGGAGGAUCAACCAUUAAGGGGAUAAGACAAGCAAGCGGGUCUCAUAUCGAGGUUAAUGACUCGAGGUCAAAUCAUGAUGAAGACUGUGUUAUCACUGUCACUGCUACAGAGUCUCCUGAUGAUUUGAAGUCUAUGGCGGUUGAAGCUGUUCUUCUACUUCAAGAGAAAAUCAACGAUGAAGACGAGGACAAAGUUAAAAUGCAACUCCUUGUAGCUUCUAAAGUAAUAGGAUGCAUUAUAGGGAAGAGUGGCUCAAUCAUUAGCGAAAUCAGGAAAAGGACAAAGGCUGAUAUUCACAUUUCAAAAGGGAGUAAUAAGCCUAAGUGUGCUGAUCCUAAUGAUGAGCUCGUUGAGAUAUCAGGUGAAGUAAGCUGUGUGAGAGAUGCUCUUAUUCAGUUAGUUCUGAGGCUGCGAGAUGAUGUUUUAAGAGAUAGAGAGAUUGGUUCCAGGAAUCAACCGCCUCCUGCAAGAUCUGAGAAUAAUAAUUUCUUCUCUUCGGGUAGUAGCAAUACUGGUGUAGCAGUUCCUCCAUCUUUCAUGUCUUCUGUUCCGGCUACUGUAGAUUUUGAUAGGAGACCAGAAACCAGGAGCAGCAUGAGUAUGCUUCCUUCUAGCGGUGGACUCUAUGGUUAUGGAAGUUUUCCGAUGGGCAAUAACAGUUACGGAUCCAACUCUUACUCAUCCAAUCUAUAUGGAGGAUUGCCUCAAUCUACUACUAUGGAGGUUCGAAUUCCUGCAAGUGCGGUGGGUAAAGUUAUGGGCAGAGGAGGAGGCAACUUGGAUAACAUAAGAAGGAUAUCAGGAGCUUUGAUAGAAAUUUCUGAUUCCAAUAAUUCCCAUGGCGGUCGCAUUGCUCUCAUUUCCGGAACACCUGAACAGAAGCGUACCGCAGAGAACUUGUUCCAAGCUUUUAUCAUGUCCACUUGAAUUGUUUGCUCUGCCUCAAAAAUCCUUUUCCAUGGAAGUGUGUUCCAUCUCUCUAGCUAUCAGUGGAUUUCUUUGGUCUCGGGUUCUCAGGCUUUUCUCCUUCUUCUAUCAAGUUCAUGUUUAAACAUGGUUACAUCUCUCUCCAACUUUUCAGUAUCUUUGUCUCCAUUAGGUAACUUUUGGUUUCUCGUGCUAGACAUCUUACAGUCUGUCAGGAUCAUUCUUUCUCCCUUUCCUUGCGAGCUGUUCGUAUGAUAAAUGCUUAUCUCUCUGUGCAAUAAAACAAAAGCGUUCUUAUAUCAAUCAAACUUUGCUUAUUCUCCAUAUAUGAAUCAGGUCUGCUUUGUGCUUUUUCCAAAGCAGUCCUUUCAUUUAGGUGGUAGUUUACCAACUCGUCACAUCCCAUAUCUCAGCUUCGUCAUAUGUGAUGCCAAAUCGUACUCAUCACAUCAUAGUUCUUGGUGCUUCUGAGAAAUUUCUGCAGUGAACAACAGUAACUUAUUAGCGCCUAGUGAUCUUCGAGAACAGUAGCCUUUAGAUAUCUUCUUGUUAAUGCUCGUAAUGUUUUCUGCUUCUUAGAAGUUUUACCUUUUUAGUGCUCUGAUUAAGUGAUUAUCCGUGGGUUUAUCAGUAAGGAAACUUCUCAUUCUUGCUGAUCAUCCCUAAGACUGUUUUGAUUUUACAUUCUUUAGGUAGAAUUCCACCGAUUGAUUUUUGUUAUAUAUACCUCUGUUACCAUUUCUGAUGUAUUCUUUUCCCAGAUAAUCCCCCUGGAACUCUGAUCAUCUAUGUUUUCAUCUCAUAUUAACUUAAAUCUUGAUCUUAUAUUGCUUGUAGCUAACAUACUAGGUUGUCAGUACAUAAAGCUUUUAUGAAUGUGGUGUGUGUUUUCGAUUUAGCAUAUACGGGUCUUGUCACUCUGCGCUGGCAUUUUACCAUUCUCACAUUCUAGGUUGUCACUCUAGGAUCUUAGCAUUUUAAAUCUGCAACACCAAAAGAUUUUCUGAUUCUGCUAGCGUGAUCAAAUCGGAAUGACGAUUAUCUGAUAAACCUGGAGUUCCACAACACUUCUAGGUUUUCAAAAACCCGCUACACUUGAAGCUUUCUGAUUCUGCUAUCGUCUGUGGUCUGAUUAGUUUGGCCUGACAUAUAUGUGAUAAACCUGGGGUUGCUAGGUUGUUAGAAACCCGCCACACUUUGUUUUUUUUGUUUUUGGGAUUUGAUAAAAUUUCCGAUAAGCCUGUCCCUCUCAACACAUCCUGGUAGACAAGUUUGUUCACCCUUUGUUCGCUCAAUCUAAACAGGUAUUUAGUCUUUACGCAGUUCCUUUUUCGCAAAAACGGGGUUUCCCGAAUGUGAUGUAUAGUUUAGUUCUUGGCAAUUAUGAAGUCUUGUUCAUCAUUUGAUCAGAGGCGAUUUGAGGAUAAGUUUCUUAGAACAAGAUAGAUGUUGAUGACCCAUUUGGAAGGUUUUUUGUAUAUAAUGGAUAU